Cololabis saira (Pacific saury) is the source of this 5087-nucleotide messenger RNA. RefSeq names its product amyloid beta precursor protein binding family B member 2 (gene apbb2a). Bases 225 to 3023 code for a protein of 932 amino acids. NCBI's taxonomy places the organism in Eukaryota, Metazoa, Chordata, Actinopteri, Beloniformes, Belonidae. The transcript has 14 exons. Gene Ontology annotation, cellular component: nucleus; cytoplasm. Gene Ontology annotation, molecular function: amyloid-beta binding; transcription factor binding. The record is from RefSeq and is a predicted model, not a curated record. Gene Ontology annotation, biological process: regulation of DNA-templated transcription.
GGCGCAGAGAGAAAGCGCACCUUCGGCCGCCAGAAAGCGAGCAGGGAGCCGGCACUUGGGAGGGCGGACGGUGAUGAUGUGAUGCUGAUCUGAUACGGGCCGCCGGCAGCAGAUACGGGCGGAGCGGCUCUUAUAAGAGACACUUGGCUGCUCUCUGCUCGGAUCAAGGGAGGCGCAGCAGCGGAGCGGAGCGCCACAUCCUAGAGGUGUAUUUCCAGUCAGCUAUGAUGUCGGUUCAAACUCCUCCCCUCUCUCGCUCUGGCUCCUCCCCCUCCACUGGGGGUCUGGCCAAUCGCAGCAGCUCUUCCACUAAUCCUCCCACCUCCCUCAACCUUCGCUCUUCAUACAACCAGUUGCUUGGCUGUGAUGUCAUCAAGGAGUCUAUGGAAACUGGAAGUUCGGCCACUUUACCAAAGAGCAGACAGAGGCACACAAUGACCAAUGUCCGGAGUGCCAUGGGAAUAAGUGACAACUUGGCUUUAACCUCCAAAAACCAACCUGCAUCCAGAGGUAGAGGCCUCCCGACCAAAUCCUCCUCCAGUUCUGCUCUCUACUCUUACUUUUCCUCCUCGUCUUCGUCACUAUGUAAUACAACCAACCCCAAACUGGCCAAGAAUGGCGCCAACAUGCAGAGACGAGCCGAGAGCCAACAGUUGGAGCUGAGUAGAGCCAAUACUGUGGACAAAAUACACAAUGAUCUAAUCAAUAAUCCUAGUUCCGACUGGCUAGACUUUGGUAAAGACAACUCCCAGUUGCCUCCAUUUCGCAGAAGGACCAAGAGCUUCUUGGAGUACAGUGGCAAGGGUUGGGAUCUGGACCCCACUUGGGGGAACAAAGAAGAGAAGGAAGAGAAGAAGCAGCAGCCUUCCUCAGAGAAGGAACAAGCCAGUCCUGUUAAAGAAAGAGAGAGCCAGAAAGAAAAGCACAGCAGCAAGCAGAUGUGCCAGGAAGAGAAGGAAGAAGUGGAACCCAUGGUGGAGGAAAAUGAAGGGCUAGAUGAGCCCACCCCAACACCAAGACAGCCCCUGCUGCCAGUGGUGGUUGAAGCUCCUCUUUCCUCCACCUCAUCCUCUUCUACCAAUAGCCCGGAGUGGCUGCCAGACAACCAGAAGCCUCUCCAGGACCAAGCUCCAGCACAAGUCAAAGAGGAGCUCUGUGUCCAGGUUCAGCCCAGUCCACGUAGUCCCGCAAAGCCCCCUCGAAGUUCCCAGCCUCGGGUGAUCAAAGUGGAGCUGCAUCCCAACAACGAGAACCAGUUUUUGCAACAGUACCCACCAUCAUCCCCAAAACAGACCAGAGCUGUGGAGAAAAACACCCCUACCAAGAACCGGGCACCUCCUCCACUGGCUGAUCCUGAGCCACAGACUGGACUCCCUAAAGUGGGCUUAAGAAUGGAUCUGACUCCUGACACUCCAUCAGAGGAUGAGGACUCCAGCUGGACCACCCUGUCACAGGAGACACCCUCUCCACAGACUCCUCGAGAGACAGGAGAUGUAUGGGUUGAAGGGGAGCUGCCUCCAGGCUGGAGGGAGAUCUCAGACUCAUCAGAGGUCUAUUUCUGGCAUGUUCCCACUGGCACUACACAGUACGACCGACCUGUUGCCUCCAGCAACCAAAACGCCUCUCCCAGCCAUGAGGCCGACACUGAACAUGGGCAGGAAAAUCAAACGCACGAGUCCCUCAGGGCACCAAAUGAGCGUCCCAGCAGCCUGAUAUCUGACAGCUCUGUGGAGCCCGUUCCCUCGCCCUCUGGCUCAUCCCCCUCCCCAACCUCCCCCACCUCCCCCACUUCCACCACCCCCUCCAGUGUGACGACUUCUGGACAAAUUCAAGACACCUCCACCUGCACAGCAAAUGAGCUGAAGGACUACCCAGUCUAUCCAGAUCCCAGUCUUAAAGCAUUUGAAGGAGCUACCCUCCGCUACGCCUCUCUGAAACUCAACCCUCCGGCCCAGCUGCAGACAGUGGACCUCAACAGCUCCUUCACUGAUCCAGAGGCAAUGUCGUUUCCAGUGCGAUCUCUGGGCUGGGUGGAGAUGGCGGAGCAGGACCUGUGUGAGGGGAGGAGCAGCGUGGCCGUCCACCACUGUAUCAGACAGCUGUCCUACUGCAGGAGGGACAUACGGGACUCCGCUGGUGUCUGGGGAGAGGGUAAAGGGAUGCUUUUAGUGCUUCAGGAUCGCAUGUUAACCCUGGUUGACCCAGACGACCGCAGCUUGCUCCACUCUCAGCCAAUCAGCAGCAUCCGCGUCUGGGGUGUCGGACGAGACCAUGACAGGGAUUUUGCUUAUGUGGCCAGAGACAAAAACACGCGGGUGUUGAAGUGCCACGUUUUCCGAUGUGAUACUCCCGCCGCAGCCAUCGCCACAAGUCUCCACGAAAUUUGUUCCAAGAUUAUGGCUGAAAGAAAAAGUGCCAAAGCUGCAGCAGGCAGCUCUUCCCAGAACGGCUCUGAUGUACCCCUACAAGAGUUCCCCAUGCCAAAGACUGAGUUGGUGCAGAAAUUUCAUGUGCUAUAUCUGGGUGUGACAUCUGUGUCCCGUCCAAUAGGUAUGGAUGUCAUAAAUGGAGCAAUAGACAACCUUGUCUCCUCCACAGGCAAGGAAGACUGGAUUCCUGUCAUACUAAGUAUUGCUGACACUACUGUGGCUGUCAUCAAAGAAAAGGAGGAGGAAGAAGAGGUACUGGUGGAGUGUCGCGUCCGUUUUUUGUCCUUCAUGGGCGUGGGUCGGGAUGUGCAUACCUUUGCCUUCAUUAUGGACACAGGGAACCAGCAUUUCCAGUGUCACGUGUUCUGGUGUGAUCCCAACGCAGGCAGCGUCUCUGAGGCUGUGCAGGCAGCUUGUGUCCUCCGCUACCAGAAAUGUUUGGUGGCACGACCGCCCUCCCAGCGCGCUGGCUCCUCUUCCUCUCCCUCUGCAGAUUCAGUGACCCGGCGGGUGACCACCAGCGUGAAACGCAGCGUCCAGUCUCUCAUAGACACUCUGAAACCCAAGAAACAAUCCGAACUUCCCCAGCAAUGACCGUCACCACUGACCACCGCACCCCACCCCAGCCUGGAAACCACUCACACCAUCACCACGACAACACCUAAUCAGAACCAGCCAUGGUUACCCAUGAUGUACAUAAAGUAUAACAGUCAUCACCCCAAAUAGAGGAAAGAAGAGCGAUCCUAAGAACUGCCUGAUGAUGUUUAAAAAAGAAAAAAGGAAAACUCACCUGUUUUGUGUGAAACAUUUGAAAAGCUGGUGUCACUGGUCCAACUUUGACCUUUAAAUGCAGCUUUGUGCAAGUAAAACACCCUUCCUGCUUGUGGAUUUCUACACUAGAUGGAUUACUGGACAUUGUGCUCUACAGACAGGAUUACCCAGACUGAUUCACAGAUUUGUUACAGCCAACUCAUGGUUUACCCAUUUUUCUUUCCAUCUGUGUUCCCUUCUGGGUGAGCUUCAGUAGCCUUCUGGGACAAUAAGGGUCUUGUCUUGCUGUAAAGACUGAGAAAAUCAUACAAGAUCAAACAGAGGGGACUUGUCAUCAUCCUGCAGCUGCCCACCAAAUGGUAUAAAAAUGUUUCAAUGGCUUCAAUAAGAGACAGACUGGAAAGACACAAAACAUCCCCUUUUCACUAUGAAUGAAGUGAUUGUAAUAAUGAAGUGUAUGUAAAUGAUUGUAUGUAGAAAGAGACAUAUUAGGGCACAAAACCUGUAGAUUAAGUAUCAGGGAGAGGUGAGAUGUAGGUGACGGUAAAAAUGGAACAGAAGUGGGUUUGGAUUAUGCAUGUUUUCUUGAUAGGGGUUUGUUUCAUGUUGAUUAAUUAAGGGUCUUGAUAAGAAGACUGGUGAACACACACACACACACACACACACACACACACACACACACACACACACACACACACACACACACGGAAAAAUAGAUGUUUGUAUAAAUCAUCUUUCAUUGUCAAUGACUGGAUGUAUAGUAGCACAAGAAAAUCCACAGUCAUAACCCAGCUGAAAGGUUACUGCCCCAUUUAAAAAGAAAAGAAAAAAACAUACACACACAUAAUUAAUGAUUGUAUUAUUUUUCUUUCACUUCUUUAAUAAAUCGGUUGAUCUGCAAAAGAAAUUUAGGGUGUGUGUCCACAUUACGCUUUUCAAUGGCAGAAAAGUACUCACAGGGUGCAAGGUAAAAAGCAGCAUUUGUUUUUAAACCAACAAUAAUAAUCUUUGUUUUCUACGACUGUCACGCCAUCAUAUUGUCAAGCCUCAAAAUGACAGCUGUAUUGAAGUCAGAAAUCUGUUAUGGCACCAUUAUAGUGAAUAUCAUCAUUGUGUGCAAGAGCUACAGUAAAAAAGAAAAAAUUAUGAUAAUAAUAAUAAUUAUAUUAAAAGAAAGCCUGGUUACAGACAAAAGAAGAGAUGUAGUGCCCCCUGAAAAAAGAUGCUACAUGAAGUGUUUUUUUCUUAUAGCAGCCACAUUUACCAACAUGAAUGAUUGUCUUCAUUCCAAACAACUGGGGUAAAAAACUGCAAUGUGGACACAAACCCUGAAACAUGUUUUUAUGUAUUUUGAUGCUUUAGAUUGUAAUUUUAUUUUUUAUUCAUAGAAAAAAAUGACUGUGAAAGCUCAAGAAUGAGUUGUUUAUGUUUAAAUGUUACAAAUUCCUCAGGAAUUUUUCUGUAGAUACCCAAGAUUUAUACAGAUGUAAGAAAUUCCAAAUCCAGGCUUUGAUUAGGGAAUUUUGGGAAGCUUUGAUGGCCAUACGUAGAACAGGACACAAAAGUGGAAACGAUAAGAUGUGUGGUAUACACUGAGGAUUAAGUCUUUUCCCAUCCUUAGAAAUCCAGCCAACGUCUCCCCGCUCACAGUCCAAACAGUAACACACACAAAUAGAAACACAUGGCAGUUAAAAAAAAAAAAAAAAAAAAAGAUAUAAAGUCCACUGUUAAAACUCUUCAAUGCUCCCAUGGCUUGGGUCUGUCAUCUGCACUCAAUGUGAACUCUGUGUAUACAGUCUAAAAUACACCAAACAGAGAUGCAAACCAUCAUUUCAUUUCUGUUCGUCACCCAUCUCUACACCGAGUAAAAUGUAAUCUGUUGUGAAA